UAAAUAAAUUAAAUGUGGACAUAAAUGUGAAAUAAAAACAUAUUUAUAAGUCGUUCAAAGAAGCAUGUAAAGAAAUAAUAUUGAUUUUUAUUAUUUAAAAUUAGUUCUUCUGGCUUUUUGAAAUUUAGCUUAUAUAUUUUUUUUAUACUUGUAUAGAUGUAUACAUUUUAGAAAUGCAAAAGAGUUAAUUUUGAAUAAAUAUCACAAUGCUACUUCUUGAUGUUUUUCCCAACAAUUUAAAAACUAUUUUAUCUAUCUAUUUUAAUCAAAUAUAAUGUAUAUUGAAUCUACAUUACGUAUACAUUGAAUAAAUUGUUGAACCAGUUUGAAACAAUGUUCUCGAAUGCGCUGAAUCGCAAUGUUUGGAAGACGUUCAAUAGAUAUUAUUUCAAUACUAAUGUCUUUUUAAUUUCUAUUCUAACAUUUUUUUUAGUAUUGAAUCUAUGUUAUGAAACAUUGAUUCAACGUUCGGAAUGUUAUAGUUCAACGUUUCUGAAAUAUUGAUUUAACACUCUUGUGUGCUGUCUCGUAUGGCACUGAACACAAUGUAACAUUUUAAUAUAUUGCAACAACAUUUCAGAAAUAUUACAGAAACUGUGCAAAGUUGUUGCAAACGUUGCUAGACUGUUCUAUAUUUUAUGGAGCAUAGGAUAUACAUAAUGACGAGAGGAAGAAACGCAGAGAUAGUUUUGUUCCUUUUUAAGUUAAUUUCGCAAUUGUAUUCUCUCUCGAAAAACGCUUCAACUUUGCAACGAUCAUGUUCGGUUACCUUUCGGACAAAUUUUUCGAAAUUCAAAUUUCAUCCAUCUGGACAUUGCUGCAUUUUUUCGAUGGCAGAUUAUUAAUUUCUCCAAGCGCGCGGGAUUAUCCCGACGAGUCAUAUGGCGAAGAGAGUAGGAAAAGAGAUUGGGUUAGGGUAAAGUGACCUGCUCUUUCCCGGUCCCGGUCGCGAGAAGAUGCGGGCACCAGCCGGACGAAAGGAGAGAUGGAGAGGGAGAAAGAAAGAAAGAAAGGAAGGGAGAGAUUCCCGCGGUCGCGAUAACGAGUGAGAAGGCUACGCGCCUACGAGGGGGAAGGAUACUCGUAAACCGUGCAGAAGCGCCAGGCCACCCUUGCUCGGGGUUGUGGUGGGUGGCAGAACUACGAGGGUGGCGGGCAAAGAGCCACAGUUGGUUGCGGGCUGUCGCCCUGAUAGCAAGCACGCGCGCUUCCGCGACUCCCGGGUCACGGCACGCGAUCCUCGUGAUCGCGCGCGUCGCGUAUCGAGCGGAUCGUGUGGGUUGGCCGCGCGCGGCGCGAGAUCGGCCGUGCGAUCGUCGCGGUCAGUCCGCCAAGGUCUCGUGGGCACGCGACACUGGCAGCGACGUUCGCUCCGGUUUAAUCGCUACUGAUUUCUCUCUGACAGCGCCUCGACAGUUCUCCGCGUUCGCGUUCGCUUUCGCGUUCUUCGCGCGCGCACGGCCCUUCGGCGGCGAAAUGGAUCGUGGAGGGGACCCUACGUGAUAAUUGCCUACUUCGAAUGGCUACGGUAAAUUGAAAUCGUGCGACCGUGUGUAUGUGUGUUGAAAUGUGUGCAUGUGUGUUCAAUUAUACGUUGAUAAUUCAUUAUCUCGGCGAGAAAGGGGGGAGGGGAAGGGAGAAAGGUCGAGCGAUUCUCGCGAGUUCAUCAGUGCGGAGAUAUCGAGAAAGCUUGUUCCGCGAAUGAUCUCGUAUCCGCGAUGGUGAACGCGUAGAUUGUGAUUUGGGAAUUUUGAAAUAUUAAAUACAAUUACGGAAGUGAUGCGAAAGGGGGAUCUGGCAGUGAUCCAAAAGGGACGCGCUUCAGCCACAGAGGAGGAUGAUGAUGAACGAAGCCACGGUCGUUCGGAAGCCGACCAUCAUAUCGCACGAAGCGAAGAAGCGCCGAAGAGGCUGACGUAUCGGCGCUUGGCGCGCGAAAAUCGCGAGCGGAGCGAUUCCCUUGAGUUUGCGGGGGAAGGACGUUGCCUCUUUUUUCCAACCUGGCGAACUUGUCGGUAUAUAUGUGCACGUGCGUGUAUGUAUGGCGGGCACGUAUAACCCGAAACAGCUUCCGGACAAUUUCGUUGAGCGCGCGCGAGUAAAUCGUUCCAGUUAAUUUUCCCUUUUCACGCGGAGCUUAAGCUCGAGCUGAACGGUGAACUGACGAGAUCACGAACGCGACGUGCGAGAAAUGACAUUACUGGCAAUCGAUACGAGUGGGAUAGACACCGGGUAGAUUCGUCUUCUUUCUCUUUGGAUUUCCGAUUGGCGUUGAAUCGCAGUGCCACGUUCUCAAAGAGCAUCCAGCACCGGAUGUUCCAUGGUGUCCGAAGUCCAGCCGUACUGUUAAUCCGGAUAGGUUAUCGGCGGAUGAGAGGAACCGCAAAAAAAGGAUUCUGAAAAGUCAAGCUCGAUCAAUCCUGUCGCGUGCGGAAGACCAAAAGGUGCCUCCCGCCUCCUCGCCCGCUCGCCGCGCGAUAGUUCCGGUUUGCGAUUCGACAGGUUCAUCGUCACGUAUUUCAUAACCGGGACUCUACACGGUGACACGUGUGCAACGUAUAGACACGUCGAAGGUUCACGUAGGAAUUAUCGGAUCUCGCGGCGGCGUAGUUGCACGAGGUGUCGAGAAACGAGAUGUUGUUAAGACAGACACCGUUGAUUCCGAUUUCGCGGCCUGUACACGGGCAGCUAAGGGUUUCCUCAAAGCGCGGCUUUGGCGGUGUUGAGAAGGAUUAAGGCGCUUGUCUUCUCCCGUGUGUACGCGCGUCAGUGUCUCCUGUAACUUCACGUUAAACCCUAAGAGCAAUAACGAAGUGCAUUAAGGAGAGCAGUAUUACGCGACAAAUUGUCCCGCUUCUUUUCAGGAAGAAUCGAUCAGGCGUACUCGUAAAAAUACAAUUCCGGGAUUGAGAAAAUCUGUUGGCCGUCGAAGGGUCUCAUUUUCUGUUGAGAAGACAGUCGAGACUCGGCGUGAGUAAAUAAGAGAGAAACGGCGAGAUCGUAUUAUUCAUUCGUCGAGCGACAAUCGUCAAUUCAUAAAUUCCGUUGCGUCGCAGGAACGCGAGAGUGUUUUUUUUUCUUUUUGUGUGACAGAGACGUUGGAUCUUGCAGCGGUCCGGAACAUUUUAGACAGACACAAAAUAAAGUAUUUUGGAACGAGAUGAGAUUACACGGCAGCGUUGACCUUUGGAAAGGAGCGAUGAGUGGAUGAAGGGAAAGGGAUUUCGAUAACGAGCGACGAACGUCAAAGGAAAAGCGAGGUUAUCAGAGAGACGUCGAACGACAAAUAUAUUUUGCGAUGUAGUUUGAGCAACGAUUAUUCUCAGAGCGGGGAAAGAGAGACGUUCAUCGAACGGAAACGAGACUCACGGGAAUCGUGGGACGGAAUUUCAUUAUCGUAUUAGUCCGAAUAAAUACUCGAAGGAUUUCCGUAGGUAAGAUCGAUCGCGGUGUGGUCCCGGCAGCCCGCUCACCCUCGACAUUCAUCUUCCAGGGGACCAGAACGAGAAUAUUUCCGAGUCUCUUCCUCGUCCUUCUGUCUCUCUCCUCAACUCUCUUUCGCUCUAUCCUUUCCCUUUCUCUUUCUCCGCUUCUGCUUCCCCUUUCCUUCAGUCUGCGGCGCACAUCCAGAUUCUCUUCGCCGAGCUGCCCGAGAAGUUUUCGUGGCUCUGCGUCAUAUCGCGAACAUUAUGCAUGACCCGGCCGUCGAGUACCCGCAUCUGACGACUACGAUUGUCUCAUCCGAAAGUAAUAGCUUCGGCAAAUACGAGUGAGUCUAUCAUGACGUAAGAUUCAUUCUACAGAGUUGAGCGAUAUCUGCAGCGAGGGAAAGCGCGGUGAUCCGUGAGAGAAGUCAGCGAAUUUGUAGGAUCCUUUGAUACGAUUAGGCGGCAAUGGGAGUACGAGCAUCGGAAAGACGACUUUGAGGAUAAUUGAAUGUUGUUCGUCGAAAUAUCGGGAGUUUUAACGAGCACUUCCUAGAACGGCAAUUAACGAUGGCAGACAUGGAAGCGUACGUUGCGCUACGUCUCAAACGCGAUCAACAAUUCCGGCGACGACGGCCAGGUCGGAUAAUUCUAUUGACGACAUCCGUACCGUGAGGGAAUAUUCUCUCACGAGAGAAGAGGCGAUAGAAUCACGACGGUAUACCCCUCCGCAGCUGUCGCAUCGACGCGCGACGGCGGUGUGGUGACAGGACGGGGGUGAAAUAAAUCCCGCCAUUUAUUCCGAGAUAAAUUCCACAAAAUGAUCCAAAAGCGACUUAUUGCGAAGAUCGGACUAUUAAAUUUCUGGUAGUCAGCUUAACAACGCGACAUCUCGCACAUCAAAACGAUUGCGUUGCUUUGUGAGCGCGGAUUUACGGUGACUUGUUACGGUGACUCGGGAUCAUGGACAAGACGCGUGAUCGGACGAUCGUUCGGCCGACACGGAGCCGUUCAUUGAUCGCAACUGAAAAGCUGGAGCCGGGAUGCUACACGCCGUUAUGUUAGGUAGUGGUCCAGGACGGGGGAGACGCGAAUGGUAUCCAGGGUUUUAUCUUCAACGUCAUCGUCUCGGCUGUAGGAUGAAUCGCGGCGAGCAGGAGACUCUGUUUCGGCAGAGCAGGCAAAUCACGCGGAUCGUUCCUUCCCGCGAGGAUCUCGUUCUGAGCGUCCUCAAGUCGCCGAUCAAUCAGCAGCAGCAGCAGCAGCAACAGCAGCAGCAACAGCAACGACAGCAGUGUCGACAUCCGUAUCAGUCGCACACCCACGGUCGCUUUAACUGCCAAGGUCAUCCAAAUAAUAGGAAGUGCAGUCAUUCAGGUGACAACGAGAGUCUUCCACGAAGCAAGGACCAAUGCUCUAGGCAAGCCGAAAAGCGAUGCAGUACCGCGACCGCCUACGCUGCUCUCCAGGGUAGCGAGGACGAGUUCGCGGCCGAGCAGGGUCUCGAGGCGGAGGACGCCGCGUUGAAGACGCCCGGCAGCGAGACCGAGGACACCGAGGACAACGGCGCGAACGCGGAAGAGCCGCCGUCACCCGCGCGCCGUUUCACUUUUCUACGUCGCUUUCGCUCGCCGCGUUUCGCCGAGGCCCACCAUAAGCGGGUACCGACGCCCAUGAAGCGAAAGUAUCGGCAUAAGAUGAGCAAGCAGAAUAUUGACAAUGAUGACGUGACCGGCGCCGAAGAGGAGCCGCCGAGUCCUGAUCAGACCGGCAUGCCCGAUCCUUACUAUCCGAUUUACCUGCCGAUCGAUCAGGCCUUCAAGGCCAAGUACGUGUUCCAUCACAAGAGGGGCAAGACUUUUCAGGAGCGCCUUUACAUAUUCCUUGAACAUCCCGGCGGCUGGCUGUGUUUCAUCUACCAUUUCGCUGUGUUCAUGGUGGUAUUGGUGUGCCUCAUAUUUAGCGUUUUGUCAACGAUAGACCAAUACAGUAACUUUGCAAACGAAACUCUGUUUUGGAUGGAAAUAUGUCUCGUGGUAUUCUUCGGAGUCGAAUAUCUGGUACGGCUAUGGAGCGCGGGCUGCAGAUCCAAAUACAUGGGCUGCUGUGGACGGCUACGAUUCAUUCGGAAACCGAUUUGUAUCAUAGAUUUAAUCGUCGUAGUAGCGUCCAUGGUAGUCUUGUCGGUAGGAAGCAACGGACAGGUAUUCGCCACUUCCGCCAUCAGAGGCAUUCGGUUUCUACAAAUUCUGCGAAUGCUUCAUGUCGAUCGUCAAGGCGGCACGUGGCGACUUCUGGGUUCGGUGGUUUUCAUACACCGUCAGGAGCUGAUUACGACUCUGUACAUUGGAUUCCUAGGCCUUAUUUUCAGCAGCUAUUUCGUAUAUCUCGCCGAAAAAGACGCAGUUGGACCGAAUGGCAAAACGGACUUCUCGAGUUACGCCGAUGCUCUUUGGUGGGGAGUGAUCACAGUAACAACGAUAGGUUACGGUGAUACGGUUCCGCAAACAUGGAUGGGGAAAAUAGUGGCCUCGUGUUUCAGUGUGUUCGCCAUAUCUUUUUUCGCACUUCCAGCUGGUAUCCUGGGUUCCGGCUUUGCGUUGAAAGUGCAGCAGAAGCAACGGCAGAAGCAUUUCAAUCGGCAAAUACCGGCAGCCGCGAUGUUGAUACAGUGUCUGUGGAGGUGUUACGCCGCUGACAAGGCCAUCAACAGCGUCGCUACGUGGAAUAUCUACAUCAAGGAUCCAGCGCCGGCCGGCCAGCCCUCGACGCCCUUGGGCAAGUUGAUUUGUGUAAAGAAGAUGUAUCUGAUGAUCCAGGUGGCAAAGAAAGCGAGUGUGCUGAAGAGGCGAAAAUCGCGGAACCGGAUGGACGUCCAGCAACAGCAGCAGCAGCAACAGCAACAGCCGACCCUGCCUCCCGUCACAAUAUCGGGCGGCAUAUCGGCCGGUGCCGGGACUGGACAGAACGACAAUCAACGCCUCGAGAACGAGGGGGAUGUGGUUUUUUAUAUGGAGGAGCCCAAAGUGGGCACGCCGAAUCGUGCCAGACGCGACAAUCGUGUGUUUCCGGUUGGUAGGGGAAGCCUCUUCACCUCACAAACGAGCUCGGUAACAGAGGCUACCAGCGAUGAAAUUGACAUCGAUAUCGAAGAACCGCAGAGAGUAACCACAUUGACGGAGGCGCACCGAAACGCUAUCCGAGCGAUCAGGAAGAUCAAGUACUUUGUGGCUCGCAGAAAGUUUCAACAGGCACGGAAACCGUACGACGUCCGUGACGUCAUCGAGCAGUACAGUCAAGGUCAUCUGAACAUGAUGGUGCGAAUUAAGGAGUUGCAGAGGAGAUUGGAUCAGACCCUGGGUAAACCUGGGAGCUACCUGGCGGGAAUCGACCGGGCAGGCAACGUAAAACCCAUGACGAUUGGCGCGCGUUUAUACCGUGUGGAGCAGCAGCUGUCGGUGAUGGACAAGAAGCUGGAUCAAUUGGUGUACGUGCUGAACGCGGUAGCGCAUAAGCAACAGAUACCCCUACGCAGUAUAGAGGACGACGUGUAACAUAGAACUCCCGGCGAGCUCGUGCAAUUCGCUUUACAAGCAGCCACGGUCCCACAGAUCCUGCCUCGCGUUACCAUAACUACAGUGACGCAGAAUAUGUUCAGCGAGGGUUCUUAACGUGGAAGAUGAUGGCACGCGUCCGAUAUUGAUGUCUCGAACAUGUAACAAACGCUAUAAUAUUUGUACUUUCCGGACAUGUUUGGGACUGCUCGACCCCACUCGACCCUCAAGAGAGAGACUGCUGAAUCGGGAGACGUGGCUGGGUUUCGUGGCAUCGAAGAUAUAUCGCCACUAGUACUGGCAACUCCGGCGAUCUUUGUAAUUCUAUUGCGGCGUUGUGUGCGCAAUGGGAUUACAGAAAUCGCCGGAAAAUUACGAAGAUCGUCGUUGUGAUGACAUUUCGUAAAUAAAAACAAAAUAUCACAGGAUAAUCGCUGGCGAUAUCGAAGACAGAGAGCGCGAGGGUCGAUUAAUGACGUAUCCCUUCGCGCUCUUCUUGAUCCCGUGGAGGUUGACCCUGUCGUCGAGAGGAAAGAAAGGAUCUCGACUCCGUUCCGUCUUUUCAUUUCGCCGAAAGAAAAUGGAUAAAUGCCAAUGGGAACAUCACUCGGGCCAACUAGAAGUAAUAAGGAGGAAACAAUAAUCAACACUGAACUUCCUAGAGCAGAUUUUAAUUAAACCCAUGCUGGUCGUUCCGUCGAUCGGCUGAUCGUUCGUUCGUCAAACGGCGGAACCGCUCGUCGACGGUCCCGAAAAGAUUCCAACGAUUCUGCAGGGCUCGCGACUUCACGAAAUUGUGGGUUCCGCCGUUUUCUUCUCGAUCCUCGAACACGGAAGUGGCGCCCCCGCGAAAGUAGAACCCAUAGUUUUACUCCGUCACUCGCGGAGUGUUUUUCCAGUUUCGAUUUCGCCAGCGCAAGCUCUCUUGAUUCAUUUGUAUCCCGACUUAAUUCUUCGGCCUAGCACAAAUGUAGAUACUUCGAGAUAAGCCCGCUUCAAGCUCGCAUUGUACAAAUUCUCCAUCCUCUUUUCUCUUUCUUCUUUUGCGGCAUUGCCCGAUCGCACUUGCCUGCAGCGCCUGUUCCUGAAGAGAAUUACGUCUAAAGUAGAACUUAGGUGCUCCGUGCUGUUUCGUGAAAUCCGCGAUAUGCAAUAUGUACGUGUCCGUAAUAUAUAUUAGUCUUCGAUACACGCGUGAAAAUGAAAAUUUAAACGAAUUAUAAGGACACAGGUAUUCGGAGAUGAGACGAAAGGGAUGUGUAUAUAUAUCGCGCGUGGCGGCGCGUCACUCUCGCAUACAAGUACAAUUUAUAUUUUAUAUGUACAUUACUUACGGAACAUUAUAAGAGUCGGAGACGUGCAUCACGCGAUCUUGAAUCCGCGCGACUCACAACAUUAUAAAGGUUUGUUCGCGUCGCAUGCUCCAAGAGCACUUGGAUCACUGGAUAGAACUAAUGCUGUGAUUGGUGACAAAAGUGAUCCAAGCGAUCCAAGUGCUCUUGGAGCAUGCGACGCGAACAAACCUUAAAGUUUUCUUAUUUAGAAUUAAUGGGAAUAUAUAUACAUUUAGACGGAUCAAAACAACUCCUAGCUUUAUGAAUUUUCUGUGGAAAAAUGAAAAGAGACAGAGACGUGUUUAUUAUAAAUAUCAAACUUUUUUUCAUUUGGUAAUUAAAUUUUAUUAAGAAACAAGUUAAAAUUGCGUCGCCCUUUACGUCAUGUUUAAAAAAAAAUGAUGUUUACAUGGGCACUAUUACUCCCACGGGAUUCAUCAAAAAGCAAAAUGGUACAAGCCUUGUAAAGUUUAAACAUACAUCUAGUACUUGACCGGAAUUGGAAAAGUUACUCUGUGGAAAUAAUUACUACUUUAUAGAAGUAAGUUACAGUUUUGCCAUGGUUGGGAGUAAAAUAUAAUCUGCUUAAUAUAAAUAACGCAAUACUGAAUAAAAACAAAGGAAAAAUACUGCAUUUUUCAUUAAUUACAAGCAAAACGUACAAUAAUAAUAAAUUGAAAAUAACAAAAUAAAAUAAAAUUUCUAGUCUGAAAAAGUUCUUGGAAAUUUAAAAAAAAAAGGUCAUUUCCAGAUUUUUCUUACCAUAUUUUUUUCGGUUUUUUUUUCUUUUAAGAUAAUGACGUUUUUAUUAUUUUUUACACGUCAGUGGUUUCAAGUUUCUUUUACAUCUAAGAACUCUAAUACGUAUGUAAUGCAUCAAUAAAAUCCGUCAUUAUCACACGCUGUCAUAUUUGUUUAGAAAAGAGAACAGAAAAAAAACAUGGCUUCCUUCAAUUUAUUUUUUCAGAAAGUUAUAAACACUAUUCUCAAUUCUGUGCUCGACAUGAUCAUUAUUUGAAAUAUUGAAAUUUGAACAAAAUAGGUAGUUAAAGCGCUUUUUUAUUAUAAAUUUUACUGCUUUUUUUUUUUAUUGCGACAGCAAUCGUUAAAGCUUUGUUAAAAAAAUCUUCUGUUAAACACUAAUUUCAGCUUUUGGUGUUUAAAGAAAAUUAUGUGAAAUUGUAAAUUCAUUGGUUACGUGUCGUUUUUAAAAUACAAACGAUUUUUUGAAAACACGAUUUAAAAGAACUUGUAUAGCGAUCGAAUAGCUAUUUUACACGAUUUUUUAGUAAAAUUUAAAUAUCAAUUAGAAAAAAAAUAUAAUCUUUAUAAUGGAAUAAACAUUACUUCACUAUCUCUUUUCAUUUUCCCCCAAAAGUUAGAUCCUAGGCCUGUCUAGAGUUUCUAAAGUAAGAGUCUGGACAGUCUUGUCAUCCAUCCUAUUAGUGCCGACAAAAUAUGGCGGAACCAAUAAAGUAUCUCGAAUUAAUACUUUGCUCGCGGUAUUAUUCAAAUGAUAAGUAAAACAAUAGGGAUACAAAUUUGUUUUUAACUGUUUUAUUUGUGUAAAAAUAUAAAAAUACAAAAAUACAAAGAAUAGCAUUUUAAAAAUUAUGAUUAAAAAUUAAUAAUUAAGUUAAUAUUAUUUAAUAAUGGCAUAUUUACGCUAUGUUUUCUGAUUUUAAUUGUUUUUAACUGUUUUAUUUGUGUAAAAAUAUAAAAAUACAAAAAUACGAACAAUAUAAUUUUAAAAAUUAUGAUUAAAAAUUAAUAAUUAAGGUAAUAUUAUUUAAUAAUGGCAAUUUAGCUAUAUUUUCUAUCCAUAGUGCCUUCCAAGUCUCGUAUGACGGGAAAUUUUUUAUCAAAAAAACCUUUCUCCGUACAAUUAGAACAAUUAGGUACACAGCAGCCAGGUAUUUCCUACAAAAUUUAUGUAACUUAUAAUGAACAUUAAAUACAAUAUUAAAGGUUAGGAAUUGUGAUUUUUAUGAGCAUGCGUUAUAUCUUUUAUAUUAUAAUAUUUUUUUUCUACAUACAUAUCUUACUUUAUUUUAUAUAACAUUAUAACUUAUUUGAUUUAAUUAUUAAUGUUGUUUUUAUAUCACAAUAUCUACACACGUAAAUACACGUUACCACAGUUUUUGUUUAAUGCAACGCCAUACUUUAUCGAACUAGAUAGUAUGUCUAGACUCUUAUUUUAGGGACUCUAAACCCGUCUAGAUGUAUACAUCCUCUUCUUGAAGCCACAAACCGCGAUGCGGCACAGAACUCUCAAAGAUAAGCAAUCUAAUAGUUUUUCGUUAAAUUAGAUUGAACAAAGAUGACUUAAGUGAGAACGAUCGAAUGAGGAUCGAACUGAUACGAAUGUUAGUCGCAAUUCUUUAUGAUUUCUCGACUGCCAAAGAUCUAUAAGCAGGCAAUACGACGUUAAUAAGUUCUGGGGCAGGUUCGCGUCGCUUCACGACUGGCGGCUUUUCGCGUCGAUCGAUUAAAGUACGGCCAGUCUUUCGCGGGUGGGAGAUCGUUCUUUAUCUAGGCGGAUCUAUCGCACUUUAUAUAUCUAUCACCUCUUAUAUACAUAUUAUUAUGUACAUAUAUACAGUGAGAGUAGAGUUAGGGCGACUUUCUUAAAACGAGCGGCUUCUAAGAGUAUUUUUAAUCACACAGAGAGACAUAUAUUAUAUGCAUACAUAUAUAUUAUAUAUAUGUAUAUACGUAGGUAUAUAAAUAUAUAUAUAAAUAUAUACAUAUAGGUGUAGGGUCCAAAAUUAUACACAUUUUACAAGACUUUCUCUUGAACCAAAACACCACACUUUACUGCUGCAAUGGACGUGGUGCUUGAUUUGAGCCGAUCAAUUCAGCUGUACAUACACGUGUUUAAGCCGAUCAAGCACACUCGGUGUUACGUGCAUAUUGUGCGUCUAUUUGGUUUUUACGCGCGCGAACCAAGUUACAACUUGUCUCUACUGAAAUACGUACAUUUAUAAUAAUACUGGAACGCGCACGAGUCAGAGGAUUUGAGGGAUUUUCCACCAAAUUUGUUUUCUUAAUUAUCAUUAUCACGGGAAAUUUUUCUGGAAAGGACAAAAAUUUCCCUAAACUUUUUAUCUGCUCAAAAAAAAACCUUAUGAUAACAACAAAAUGUGUAUUUAAAGGGGAAAAGGGAACUUCCAAUCUGACAGGAGUGCCAGUUUCGUGAUUCGGCGAAGAUAAUCUUCAGUAACAACUUCAUCUCUUUUUUAAUACAAUCCGGACACAAGUUUCUAUGUAAUAUGUAUUUGCUGGGUGUUCGUUGGGUUUUCACGAGAUCGUAUGAUUCUCACUGCAGUCUAUCAGGCGAACGACGCUCUCGAAUCACUUUUUAACAAAGGAUUGUUUGGCUGUGCGCAUUCCAGUAUUAUUAUACUUCAGUGCCUGUCCCCACACUUGUUUUUAUACCGUUUAAUUUGUCUUGUGUCGUGCCAGUUCCCAUUCGUAUUUUUCAUGCCGGGUAUACAUAUGUGUAUGUAAGAACUGUACAAAAUAAUUUAUUACCUACGUCGAAUGCUCAAUUGUUCUUGAAUCAAGCACAACUUCUAUCGAUUAUAAUAAAAUGAUAGUCAAGAGUCGAUGAUUUUGAAAAGUAAACAGAAUUAAACGGUCGUACCACUUAAAAAGUAAAUACUGUAUACGAAACUUGACGUUUUCUCGACCAAACAUAAGCGUUCCUCUAUUUUUCGACAAUCACAAUGGAUACUCGAGAGAUGAAUACUCCUCCGAUUUUGAUAACAAUUAGCACUUUUGACAUUUUUACACGGCCCGCUCCGUGAAACUUGAUCACUUUUUACGGGACUGAUUCUCGCGACGAUUUGACUAUCAGUUUAUUAUAAGCGUAUAUCUCAUCGAAAAAUAUGCGAAGAAAGUGCACUGGAAAAAAAAAAAAUGUAAGCAAAAUACUCUGUAAAACACGCUUUAGCCUAUACGUGCGUAUGAGCACAAUCUACGGUGCCUCUCACUUAACUUAUUCCACCUUAACACGAUCGAGUAACAAAAACUUGCGGUAACAUAUAGAUUAUAAAUGAUAGAUAUAUAGAGAAUAUCGAUGCGAUGCAACUUGUAGCUUUCGCGGUACGCACGACGGCGCAGUGACUAAGACCUUCUCAUUUAUCUGCUAAUCGUUUCAUAUUGAUACGCAGUAAAAAAAUAUCUUUUUUGCGUUGAAACAGAUCCAUGUUCAAAUUUUCAUGUUAAAUUUUCGACAUAUCCGAUUAUUAAUUUACACAAUGCGACGAUGUUCAAAUAUUUCGUUUUAAAUUGAUAUUCAACGUUUCUUAAACGUUAAAAUAACAAUUUACUUAUUAUAGUAAAUGAACAAGUAACAUAAAAAUAACGUAAUUUUUGAAACAUAAAUUUUAAGAUAAAUGAAUAAAAUGUACAGAUACUCCCUACUUACGAGUUUCCGGAUUUGCGACUAUUGACUAAAAAUUAAUUAGUAGAUUAUAACGAAAUUGAUUAAGCACUUACUAACGAGUAAUCCAAAUUAAAUAAUUUUAUAACAUUAUUAUUAUAUUAAGGGUUAUGUUUUUAAAAAACAAUAGCAAUUCUUUUUAAAUACAUUAUUUGUUUAUCUACGUUUAAUCUAAAUAUUCUAUAAUAUCAAACAUAUAUUAUAAUGUCCAAUUAUUUAUAAUAAAUUUAAAAUAACAAGUGCAUUAAGAAUUAUAAUCGUAAAAAAAUUUGUCAUUUCCUAGGAAACCAUAAUUAUUAGUAAUAAUAAAGUAAUUAUUUUAAUAUUUUAUUCAAAUGGAAUAAAAAUGCUAUUCAACUUACGACAAACUCGAUUUAUAACCAAAAUUUUGAAAUGUACACUUAAAAUUGUUUUAAUUUUAAAUGGUGUUUAGAUUUAAAUCAUUAAAAGCUGUUAAAGAUUUCAUUUUUAAAUGUUUUUGCAUUUUAAAUAUAAAUACCGUUUAAAACUAAAUUAUUUUUAAGUAUCUAAAAACGAAAACAGAAACCAUACAUUUUAAUAUCUUGAAAUUAAACUCUUUUUUUUUUAGUGUAACUCUAUCGUUAGUAGAGGUAUACCUGUACGUCAACGUAUUAUGAAUAACGAGUUACUCUUGCUGAAGAAACAUGCUUUUCCACAACUUGUUUCCAAAUUUUAUCAAAGUAUUAUAUUUUCUGUGUUAAUCUCUUACAUGGUAUUUGCGACUCUCUAACAUAUUUAUCUUGUAUUGAAUUAAUAUAAAAAUUUGGAUGAACUUUCUGGGACA
Messenger RNA from Solenopsis invicta (red fire ant), 13565 nucleotides. It is a transcript of the gene KCNQ, whose product is annotated as potassium voltage-gated channel subfamily KQT member 1. Gene Ontology annotation, biological process: potassium ion transport; transmembrane transport. Gene Ontology annotation, cellular component: membrane. Gene Ontology annotation, molecular function: voltage-gated potassium channel activity. The transcript is spliced from 14 exons. The record is from RefSeq and is a predicted model, not a curated record. NCBI's taxonomy places the organism in Eukaryota, Metazoa, Arthropoda, Insecta, Hymenoptera, Formicidae. The coding region runs from base 4469 to 6979 and encodes 836 amino acids.